UGUCACUCAAAGUACCCACGCUCGUAAUUAAUGGGUAGCUCUUAGUCUCGAUAUAAUUAAAACAGGCGAGUAAUAUACACAUUCACCCUACCCUCUAUGGGGAUACAUAUCCUAUGUGUAUACGUAAAGAGUCUAUGUAGCCACCCUGGGAACAAACGGACACUUAUGGAGUAGGCUUUUUGUUUACUUUUUGUUUAAGGGGAAGCCCGUCCCUUCUUGGUCCUUUUUCGCGGGAGUUCAUCAAUGGGCGGGGUCAUACGGUGGUACAGAGGAUUCUAUUGGACAGAUGCACGUUUAUGCCAUAUACGCAAAUGAGCGCGCACCGAGUUGGCCAAUCGCAUGUCACGCUUUAGUUGUAUCCGGCUCACAGUGGCGCGAAAAUCCCUCUGUCGUUUGGCUUGACUGCAGCCGGGCUGACAGUGUGCGAACCUCUACAAGAUUUUAAGGUUACUAACGCAGAAGAAAUAAUCGCACAUAAUGGCAACUGAUGUCGUAGAUGACCGGGAGAUGAGGGAGGCCCAGAGGGAUUACCUAGACUUUCUGGAUGAUGAUCAAGACCAGGGGGUUUACCAAAGCAAAGUCCGGGAAAUGAUCAGCGAGAAUAAGGCUCGACUCCUCGUCAACAUCAACGAUCUGAGGAAACGCAACGAGGCCCGGGCCGCAAAGCUGAUGAACAAUGCCUUUGAGGAGCUGCUGGCUUUCCAGCGGGCUCUCAAAGACCUCGUGGCCUCAGUGGACGCCACGUACGCCAAGCAGCAUGAGGAGUUCUUUAUCGGUCUGGAAGGCAGCUUCGGUUCCAAGCAUGUCACCCCUCGUACCCUGACCUCCCGGCUGCUGGGCAGCAUGGUGUGUGUGGAGGGCAUCAUCACCAAGUGUUCUCUCGUGCGUCCCAAAGUGGUGCGCAGUGUCCAUUACUGCCCGGCCACCAAGAAGACAAUGGAAAGGAAGUACACAGACAUGACCUCCUUAGAUGCUUUCCCCUCCAGUGCCAUCUACCCCACCAAGGAUGAGGACAACAAUCCUCUGGAGACAGAGUUCGGUCUGUCCGUCUACAAGGACCACCAGACCAUCACAGUGCAGGAGAUGCCAGAGAAGGCUCCUGCUGGCCAGCUGCCACGCUCUGUGGACAUCAUCCUGGACAAUGACCUGGUGGACAUGGUCAAACCGGGAGACAGAGUGCAGGUCAUUGGAACGUACCGCUGCCUGCCUGGCAAGAAGGGGGGGUUCACCUCCGGCACAUUCAGGACCAUCAUGAUAGCCUGCCAUGUCAAACAAAUGAGCAAGGAGGUGUCCCGCAACCUCUCUGUAGACGAUGUGGUCAAGAUCAGGAAAUUCAGUCGCACUCGCUCUAUAGAUGUGUUUGACCAGCUGGCUCAUUCCCUGGCUCCCAGUAUCCAUGGCCAUGAGUACAUCAAGAAGGCGAUUCUUUGCAUGUUGUUGGGUGGUGUGGAGAAGGUCCUAGAAAAUGGCUCCCGCAUCAGAGGAGACAUCAACAUCUUGCUCAUUGGUGAUCCGUCAGUAGCAAAGUCCCAGCUUUUGCGUUACGUACUCCACACUGCGCCCAGAGCCAUCCCCACCACAGGACGAGGCUCCUCUGGUGUGGGUCUGACUGCUGCUGUCACCACUGACCAGGAGACUGGUGAGCGUCGUCUGGAGGCGGGCGCCAUGGUGCUGGCUGACCGUGGCGUGGUGUGCAUCGAUGAGUUUGACAAGAUGUCCGACAUGGACCGCACGGCCAUCCACGAGGUGAUGGAGCAGGGCCGCAUCACCAUCGCAAAGGCAGGCAUUCACGCCCGCCUCAACGCCCGCUGCUCUGUGCUGGCAGCUGCCAACCCCGUCUAUGGCAGGUAUGACCAGUAUAAAACCCCCAUGGAGAACAUCGGCCUCCAGGACUCGCUGCUGUCACGUUUCGAUCUCCUUUUCAUCGUGCUGGAUCAGAUGGACCCUGAACAGGACCGUGAGAUCUCAGACCACGUGCUGAGGAUGCACCGCUACCGUGACCCCCGUGAGCAGGAUGGAGCAGCUAUGGCUCUGGGUGGGACAGUGGACAUCCUGGCUACUGAAGAUCCAGACGCAGUAACAGAGGAGCACGAGGAGCUGCAGGUCUAUGAGAAACACAACAACCUGCUGCAUGGAAGCAAGAAAAAGAAGGAUAAAAUAGUGAGUAAGGAGUUCAUGAGGAAGUACGUCCACAUUGCCAAGGCUGUGACUCCUGUGCUGACGGAGGAAGCAGCCAAUCACAUUGCAGAGGAGUACUCGAGGCUGAGGAGCCAGGAGCAGCUGGGCGCCGAUAUUGCCAGGACCUCUCCGGUGACGGCCCGAACACUGGAAACACUGAUCCGUCUGUCCACAGCACACGCCAAGGCCCGCAUGAGCAAAGCUGUGGAGCUGGAGGACUCUGAAGUGGCUGUGGAGCUUGUCCAGUUCGCCUACUUUAAAAAAGUUCUGGAGAAAGCGAAGAAGCGUUCGAGAAAGGAGCGGGACUCGGAUUCAGAGGAGGAAGAGAACGAAGAGGCGUCCACUCAGCGUUCACAGCGGACUCUGAGGAAGAGGGGGCGUCAGAGCUCUCAGGACAGCCAUCCCUACAGCCCGUAUGACUUCACUGAGCAGGAUGUCCCUGAGAUUCAGGCCGGCACCCCUAAAGCAGCCAAGCCACAGCAAGAGGAGGAGGAGGAGCCCAUGGAUGCCACGUCCCAGGCCAAAGACCCUGAGCUCUCUUCAGAAAGGAUAAAAGAGUUCAAGUCGUCCCUGUUCGCAGUGUUCCAGUCUGCUCAUGCUCAGUCUGUCAGCUUGAACACGCUGAUGGACGACAUCAACAAAGAGCGUCAGAAUCGGUUCACGGAGAACGAGGUUCACGCCGCUUUGGCUCGCAUGCAAGACGACAACCAGGUCAUGGUGGCUGAUGACAUCAUCUUCCUCAUUUGAUGGAGGAAUAGGAGGAUGACUUUCAGAAAUCAGUAACACCGGCUCCACGAGAAGCAGCAGUUUGUUUGUGUCAGUCUAUCAGUGUAAAAGCAUCAAAUGUUAUUCAGUUAUGUGCUUGUUUCUGUUCAGGUAAUGUUACUUUAUAAUGUCCUUAUUACGAAUCCACAGACUGUUUUCAUGCUCAACAGAAAUCUGUUCAUAAGAGCUCACAGUAAUUUUACCACCACUUAUGUUGCCUGUGUUUGUAUAUAGUUGAAAACAAGUUGAUUAACUGUAGUCGUGUAAUAAAAAUAAGAAAUCGUGCUUUGGUAAUGACUUUGAU
Molecule: messenger RNA, 3247 nt
Organism: Monopterus albus (swamp eel)
Lineage: Eukaryota; Metazoa; Chordata; Actinopteri; Synbranchiformes; Synbranchidae
Gene: mcm3
Product: minichromosome maintenance complex component 3
Exons: 17
Coding region: 478-2925 (815 amino acids)
Biological process (GO): DNA strand elongation involved in DNA replication; DNA replication; mitotic DNA replication initiation
Cellular component (GO): nucleus; MCM complex
Molecular function (GO): ATP binding; single-stranded DNA binding; ATP hydrolysis activity
Source: RefSeq, a predicted model, not a curated record